Messenger RNA from Macaca mulatta (Rhesus monkey), 5104 nucleotides. RefSeq names its product SIN3 transcription regulator family member B (gene SIN3B). NCBI's taxonomy places the organism in Eukaryota, Metazoa, Chordata, Mammalia, Primates, Cercopithecidae. Gene Ontology annotation, biological process: negative regulation of transcription by RNA polymerase II. Gene Ontology annotation, molecular function: transcription corepressor activity. The record is from RefSeq and is a predicted model, not a curated record. Gene Ontology annotation, cellular component: chromatin; Sin3-type complex.
GGGGCGGGGCGGAGCGCAGCUCCGACUUCGGACAUGGCGCACGCUGGCGGCGGCAGCGGUGGCGGCGGCCCCGCGGGCCGGGGGCUGAGCGGCGCCCGCUGGGGUCGCUCGGGCUCCGCGGGCCACGAGAAGCUGCCAGUGCACGUAGAAGACGCCCUCACCUAUCUGGACCAGGUGAAGAUCCGCUUUGGCAGCGACCCCGCCACCUACAACGGCUUCCUGGAGAUCAUGAAGGAGUUCAAAAGCCAGAGCAUCGAUACUCCUGGAGUCAUCAGACGUGUCUCACAGCUCUUCCACGAGCACCCUGACCUCAUUGUUGGAUUCAACGCUUUUCUUCCCCUUGGAUACAGAAUAGACAUUCCCAAGAAUGGCAAGUUAAACAUACAGUCGCCUCUGACGAGCCAGGAGAAUUCGCACAACCACGGGGACGGUGCAGAGGACUUCAAGCAGCAGGUGCCGUAUAAAGAGGACAAACCCCAGGUACCCCUGGAGUCCGAUUCCGUGGAAUUCAACAACGCCAUCAGCUACGUGAAUAAGAUUAAGACCCGCUUCCUAGACCACCCGGAAAUCUACAGGUCGUUCCUGGAGAUCCUGCACACGUACCAGAAGGAGCAGCUGAACACGAGGGGCCGACCGUUCCGAGGCAUGUCCGAAGAGGAGGUGUUCACCGAGGUGGCCAACCUCUUCCGGGGCCAGGAGGACCUGCUCUCCGAGUUUGGACAAUUCCUGCCCGAAGCCAAGCGGUCUCUGUUUACAGGAAACGGGCCAUGCGAGAUGCACAGUGUGCAGAAGAACGAGCACGACAAGACCCCAGAGCACAGCAGGAAGCGCUCCCGGCCCUCGCUCCUGCGCCCCGUGUCUGCACCCGCCAAGAAAAAAAUGAAACUUCGUGGUACCAAAGACCUGUCCAUCGCUGCGGUGGGGAAGUACGGGACUCUGCAGGAAUUUUCUUUCUUUGACAAGGUGCGCCGUGUGCUGAAGAGCCAGGAGGUGUACGAAAACUUCCUCCGCUGCAUCGCACUCUUCAACCAGGAGCUGGUGUCUGGCUCCGAGCUCCUGCAGCUCGUCAGCCCAUUUCUGGGGAAAUUUCCAGAGCUGUUUGCACAGUUCAAGUCCUUCCUAGGGGUAAAAGAGCUGUCCUUCGCGCCACCCAUGAGCGACAGAUCCGGGGACGGGAUAAGCCGGGAAAUCGACUAUGCAUCUUGUAAGCGCAUAGGAUCCAGCUACCGGGCACUCCCCAAAACCUACCAGCAGCCCAAGUGCAGCGGGAGGACGGCCAUCUGCAAGGAGCUUGACCAUUGGACACUUCUCCAGGGUUCGUGGACAGACGAUUACUGCAUGUCCAAGUUCAAGAGUACCUGCUGGAUUCCAGGAUAUAGUGCAGGGGUACUGAAUGACACCUGGGUCUCCUUCCCCUCCUGGUCUGAGGACUCCACCUUCGUCAGCUCUAAGAAGACACCGUAUGAGGAGCAACUUCACCGCUGUGAGGACGAGCGCUUCGAGUUAGACGUUGUCCUGGAGACGAACCUGGCCACGAUCCGCGUGUUGGAAAGCGUGCAGAAGAAGCUCUCUCGGAUGGCGCCCGAAGACCAGGAGAAGUUCCGGCUGGACGACUCCCUCGGGGGCACGUCGGAGGUGAUCCAGCGCCGUGCCAUCUAUCGCAUCUAUGGCGACAAGGCCCCGGAGAUCAUUGAGAGCCUCAAGAAGAACCCCGUCACCGCUGUCCCUGUUGUCCUGAAAAGGCUGAAGGCCAAGGAAGAGGAGUGGCGGGAGGCCCAGCAGGGCUUCAACAAGAUCUGGCGGGAGCAGUAUGAGAAGGCGUACCUCAAGUCCCUCGACCACCAGGCUGUGAACUUCAAGCAGAAUGACACCAAGGCCCUGCGCUCCAAGAGCUUGCUCAACGAGAUCGAGAGCGUCUACGACGAGCACCAGGAGCAGCACUCGGAGGGCCGCAGCGCCCCCUCUAGCGAGCCACACCUCAUCUUCGUGUACGAGGACCGACAGAUCCUGGAGGACGCAGCAGCGCUCAUCAGCUACUACGUGAAGCGGCAGCCGGCCAUCCAGAAGGAGGACCAGGGCACCAUCCACCAGCUGCUGCACCAGUUCGUGCCCAGCCUCUUCUUCUCUCAGCAGCUGGACCUGGGCGCCUCUGAGGAGUCAGCCGACGAGGACCGGGACAGCCCCCAGGGGCAGAGCACAGACCCCAGCGAACGGAAGAAGCCGGCGCCAGGACCCCACAGUAGCCCCCCAGAGGAGAAGGGGGCCUUUGGGGAUGCCCCGGCCACUGAGCAGCCACCCCCGCCACCCCCACCGCCACACAAGCCUCUGGACGACGUCUACAGCCUCUUCUUUGCCAACAACAACUGGUACUUCUUCCUGCGCCUGCACCAGACCCUGUGCUCCAGGCUGCUGAAGAUCUACCGCCAGGCGCAGAAGCAGCUCCUGGAGUAUCGGACCGAGAAGGAACGGGAGAAGCUGCUGUGUGAGGGCCGCAGGGAGAAGGGCAGCGACCCCGCCAUGGAGCUGCGGCUGAAGCAGCCCAGUGAAGUGGAGCUGGAGGAGUACUACCCAGCCUUCCUGGACAUGGUGCGGAGCCUGCUGGAGGGCAGCAUUGACCCCACGCAGUACGAGGACACCCUGCGCGAGAUGUUCACCAUCCACGCCUACGUGGGCUUCACCAUGGACAAGCUGGUGCAGAACAUCGCGCGGCAGUUGCACCACCUCGUGAGCGACGACGUCUGCCUGAAGGUGGUAGAGCUCUACCUGAAUGAGAAGAAGCGGGGCGCUGCCGGUGGGAACCUGUCCUCCCGCUGCGUCCGCGCCGCCAGGGAGACCAGCUACCAGUGGAAGGCCGAGCGCUGCAUGGCCGACGAGAACUGCUUCAAGGUGAUGUUCCUGCAGCGCAAAGGGCAGGUGAUCAUGACCAUCGAGCUCCUGGACACCGAGGAGGCCCAGACGGAGGACCCUGUGGAGGUCCAGCACCUGGCUCGGUACGUGGAGCAGUAUGUGGGGACCGAGGGCGCAUCCAGCUCACCCACCGAGGGCUUCCUCCUGAAACCCGUGUUCCUGCAGAGGAACCUCAAGAAGUUCCGCCGCCGGUGGCAGAGCGAGCAGGCGCGGGCCCUGCGUGGCGAGGCCAGGAGCUCCUGGAAGCGGCUGGUGGGCGUGGAGAGUGCCUGUGACGUGGACUGCCGCUUCAAGCUCAGCACCCACAAGAUGGUGUUCAUCGUGAACUCCGAGGACUACAUGUACCGUCGCGGAACCCUCUGCCGGGCCAAGCAGGUGCAGCCCCUGGUCCUGCUCCGCCACCACCAGCACUUUGAGGAGUGGCACAGCCGCUGGCUGGAGGACAACGUGACAGUGGAGGCGGCCAGCCUGGUGCAGGACUGGCUGAUGGGUGAAGAGGAUGAGGACAUGGUACCCUGCAAGACGCUGUGUGAGACGGUGCACGUGCACGGCCUGCCCGUGACCCGCUACCGCGUGCAGUACAGCCGCCGCCCGGCCUCGCCCUGACGUGCCCUCGGCCUUGGUUGCGUUGGGGCCGUUUUCUUGAACGACCUGAGAGGCAUCUCCCAGCCCCUCUGCUGCCGGACAGCGCACUCCAGGGCAGGACGCCGCACCUGGUCUCCUGUGGGCCUGCCGUGUGCCAAACCUGAGCUACCUGCACCCGAGCCCUGGGGCUCAGCCCCACCACAGGGGCGGGUGGACGUGCUGGCCGAGGAGCAAGCAAUCACGUUUGCGUCCCUGUCCGUCACAUGUGCCAAAUCCCUGGCAGGCGGGUGGCCCCUGCCCUAUGUUCUUACCGUGUCUUGGAAAAGUCACAGGUGACAGCCCUCUUGAGGCCUGCACUUUGGAGGGGGUCCAUGUCCAAGAGACCCUGACAAGGAAGGAGUUGAGCCCUGGGUAGGCUUGCUUGAAAAGUGAGUCCUUCUAGAAUAUUCUCAGAGCUGUCAGAAAUGUCACCUGAGGGUUUGGGCAUCAGCUCUGCCCGGCUGGUGUUCAGGCCCUCAGUCACUUUGGAAGUGAGAAGAACCCUUUAGCCAAACCUUUGGGAUCCCACUUUGAAGUCAAGACCUGGAGUAGGUGGGCAGUGCCUCGGGAGACCCCGCUCUGGAUAAGAGACACCCAACCCCAACUCCAGCAGCUGGACUCUGGGGCCACAAGGGGAGGGACCCCAGCCAGCGUUCCCACAGAAGUGUUCCCGCAGAGCUGGCACCACCGCGUUGUGGGGUGGCGGGCCCAGUCGAGUUCAUGCAGUGGGUACCCUAGGUGUAUGUGUACACGCACAGAUAUUUAUUCUUUUCGCUCUUAGUGGUUGUUAUUUCUGCAGCAGCCAAGUCCCGCAGCUCCCUGGGGCUGAGAUCUCCUUUUGUGGAACUCCAAGAGCUGCCCUGACAGUCCCACCCACCACCCACGGAGCCCCAUCCGUCUGCCUACCCCGGGACCCACAUGGCCACUCCAGGGAUCGCUGUUAUCCUUUCGUGAGGGGCUGAGGCAACUGUCCCAUGAAGGCAUCCAAGGCUUUCAGUGCCAAGAAUCCCAAGUGACUGGGGCUGGGGAUCGGUUCUCCAGGCCUCUCUCCCCCCACUGUGAGAGCCCCUGGCCCUGGCCCCUGUGCACCAGUGGGCCCAGAAUAACCACCACCCUCACCAUCCUGCAACAGCUGGACUCAAGUUUCCAGGAAGUGGAGAUGCGUUUCUAGAAGUUCCCUGUGGAACCUGGAGGCUCCGGACGCCUUUGACUCCAGGCUGGGCGAUUCCGAGGCCGGCCCGUCCUCCUGGGAUCCCCACCCCCGCUCCCCAAGUGUCACGCAGGCACUUUGUACGCAUCCCGGUUUUCUAAGAAGGGAACUUGCCAUCAGGAUUCCUGCACCAGGCCCACGGUCGUCUCGGGCAGAGCCACGUGGGCCCUGGGUGCAGCCGGAGACCCCGCCGAGCCCCUCCUUUCGGUAUUCCCAUCCCCGCAUGCUUCUAGGGAGCGCCUCUUUUCCGUUCUUGAGGAAUUUCUGUUCUGGGGCUUGUCCUUCCUUUGCAGCUGUUUUGAAUGUAGUUUUCCUUUUCUAUUUAUUUGCACAUUAAAGUUAAAAAUUGAAUAUUGACAUCAA